AACGGUCGUUCGUUUCUCUACGUCCAGAUCUUGUCGUUGCGGCAGCCUCUCCCUACAAUGGAUCCCUCAGAAGUGAACGUGCCUCCUUUGAAGGACCUGACGAUCGACAACAUCACAGACAACGUCAAGCUCAUCAACUCACAAUGUCCAAACCCGCGACUGAAGUACAUCCUCGAACGGAUCGUCCAGCAUCUUCACGACUUCGCUCGUGAAACCAGACUCAGCCAUGAAGAAUGGAUGACAGGACUCCUCUUCCUGACAUCGGUGGGACAGAUCUGCACCGAUGUUCGACAGGAAUUCAUCCUCCUCUCCGACAUUCUCGGCCUCUCCCUCCUUGUCGACAGCAUCGAUCACCCGAAGCCAGCCUCCAGCACAGAAGGCACAGUCCUCGGACCCUUCCACUCCCACGAAGCCCAAAGCCAACCGAACGGCUCUCAGAUCGCCCACGACCCUGACGGCGAACCAUGUCUAGUCUUGUGCACGAUCAAAGACACCGCCGGGAACCCCGUCGAGGGCGUAAAGAUUGAUAUAUGGGAGACGGACAGUAAGGGUUUCUACGACGUGCAGUAUGCCGGGAGGGAAGGGCCGGAUCAAAGAGCUGUGAUGCAAAGCGACAAGGAGGGCGUGUUCUGGUUCAGGGCGAUUGUGCCGGUGCCGUAUCCCAUCCCGAGCGAUGGACCGGUGGGCAAGCUGCUGGUGCAGUUGAGGAGGCACUGCUACCGUCCGAGCCAUAUGCAUUUCAUGUUCGCGAAGGAAGGGUUCGAUCAUUUGAUCACAGCACUGUACCUUCGCGGCGAUCCAUAUGAGACUUCUGAUGCGGUGUUCGGCGUCAAAGAAUCGCUGUUGAUCGACUUGGGCACGGUGAAUGCGGAGCAAGCAAAGACGUAUGGCGUGAAGGAAGGCGGUAAGCUCAUGAGCUAUGACUUCGUCCUGGUGUCUGAAGAGGAGUCACGGAAGCUGAGGGAGAAAAACGCUAUGGAUGCUAUGAAGGCGUUGGGACGAAGAAUGAAGCUGUAUAAUGGCUUGCCGGUGCCGGAUGUCGAUUGA
Molecule: messenger RNA, 1047 nt
Organism: Zymoseptoria tritici IPO323
Lineage: Eukaryota; Fungi; Ascomycota; Dothideomycetes; Mycosphaerellales; Mycosphaerellaceae
Gene: C1,2O-2
Product: cathecol 1,2-dioxygenase
Exons: 3
Coding region: 58-1047 (329 amino acids)
Biological process (GO): catechol-containing compound metabolic process
Molecular function (GO): catechol 1,2-dioxygenase activity; ferric iron binding
Source: RefSeq, a predicted model, not a curated record